UGGAGAUAUGUAGUUUAUGACGCAAUUGAUGGAGCCACGUGUUAUUUGAUAGAACACGAGCACGUGGUAGCUGCAAUAUUGUUUGUAUGGGAUAUAUUCGUGUGAUCGAAAAUUAAGCAUGAAUUCAGAUAAAGAAGUAAAAAAAGACCCCACUGUAGUAAAUAACAAGAGAAAUUUACAGGUCUUAAAUAAACUUGAAAAAAAUUUCCGUGGAGGACGUAAUCGAGUUGGUGAUGUAACUACUGCUAGGAAAAGAGUUUUUGUUCCAAACAUUCCUGUACGUCGAGAACAAUCAAAAGAAGUAUCUCAAGAACAGCAAAAAUGUGAUAAGCCAAAAUUUAACAGAAGUGAGAGAGGUAGAGGAUUUGGUAGAGGUGGACGUGAACAUGGAAGAGGUAGAGGUAGAGGUGAUCUUAUACAAACACAAGGAGGUGUUUUUGCUGCAGGUCCUUCUGCACAAUUAGUGAAAAGAGAAUAUACUUCAAGAAAUAUUGAUGAAAAUAGUGUGCAGGUUCCAAAAUAUACUCCCGUCUCAGUACAAACAAAAGAAGAAAAAGAAGAAGAAGAAGAAAAAUUAAAAAAACUUUUAAAAGAUGACUUUAUUGGCGAUGAUUAUGAAUAUGAUGACAUAAAACCAGUGAAAUUACCAUUAUUUACACAAAUGAAGUGUGAAGAAGAAUCCAAACCAGAUCUAACAAAAAUUAAAAUUAAAAAAGAACCUAAAGAUGAAUGUAGUGAUAUGGAAAUAGAUAUUACUGAUACAGUAAUAAAAAAAGAGGAAGUAAAGACAGAAGAAUAUGGAGAUGAGGAGACAACAGUUAAUGAUUUAUUAACUAAUAAUAAUAAUUCAGAAUCUGGAAUGUUCUUUUUCUUUCAAUUUCCCAUGUGUCCAUUGAAAGAUUAUUUGGAUGAUGAUAAAAAGCUAAAUGUUGAAUCAAAAUCAACAACUAACAAUAGUACAAAUAAAAAUGAAGAAAACAGUGAAGAUAUUGAAAUAUUCAAAGACAUUUCUGAUGGUUUGAUUGGAAAACUUCUGAUUUUAAAAUCUGGAAAAGUUAUUUUGCGAGUUGGAUCAAUGUGUUUUAAUGUUGAGAAUGGUACAAAGACUGGAUUUCUACAGGAAAUAGUUUCAUUGAAAGCUGAUGAAGAAUCCCAAGAUUUGCAUGUAUUAGGUUAUUUAAAUAACAGAAUUAUAUGUUUACCAGAUGUAAAUUCUUUAGUAGCAAAUGUUUAUAUUUGACAUUUUUUUUCAUUUAGUAUCAAUAGUAAUUUUUCCCUCUAUCCAACCAUGUUGUUGAUGUAUGUAAAUUGUUGCUGCCUUAAAAUAUAGAAUACUUAAUAUUUAAAGCUUUUUGGAAAUUAAUUUAUAGUUAAUAAUUAAAGGUGAUAGUUAUUAAAAAUUUCUAUAUUACAAAUUUUUUCUUAUUUAAAUAAUGAAAAUAAGAAUUGAAAGUAAUUAAUUUUUCUAAAGCUAAGCCAAUAUAUUAAAAUUUAUAUUAGUAAUAUGAAGUCUGUAAAUAGCAUGCGCAAAGCUUUGUAUAUUUGUAAACUAUAAAAAGGAAGAUGCAUUUUUCUGCUAUUUUUGGGAUCAUUCCAAAUAAAAGUUUAUUGAUUGCUAUGUUAUUUGCUUUAUGUAAUAUAAUUAUUAUUAUUAUUUUUGAUCUUGAAUGAUAAUUGAUAUUAGUAAUUUUUCUAGCAUUAUUAGCCAUACAAAAAUAAUUAAUAUUUAUAAGAAAUAAUAUGGUGUAAGCAAAUAUAGAAUGUAUACAGUUUAAUAAUUGUUCUCAGAAAAUAUUUUUGCUAAAUUAUUGCUUACAUUAUAAGAAAAGUUAUUGAUAGCUCUUUGAUAAUUUUAAUCUCUGAUUUAUAUUUCAGGCAUGAUAUGAGUGAAAGGAGUAGCUUUUAUUAAGAAGCUUUAAUAAACUCAAAAAUUUUUGAGCAUUGAGAAAUUAAUGUGAUAUCUGUAUGUACUUAGAAGAGUGGAAAAAUGUUUCUUGAUGAUUAUAUUAUAUAUAUAUAUAUAUAUAUAUAUAUAUGUUUUAUACAAUAUUUUAGAAAUUUCCAAUCUUCUUUAUAUUCUCAACUAUGCAUCUUGAAAUAUACUAGAAGACACUGCCCAUAAAGUGUGCAUUAAGUAGGAUUAUACAAAAGUUUUCCAAAUUGUGAAUUGCAGUUAGAACUGCAGGAUAAGGAUAUUUUGAUAGAAUAAAAACAAGUACACAAAGGUUAAACAUAUCUUUAUUGUUGUCUUAUUUUUGUAAAUCAUAUUUAUCUGAGAAAAAUUUAUUAGUAAUUAGGAUAUAUUUAAUUUAAUUCAUUGUAUUAUUUAUCUAUGAAUUGAAAAAUAAUCACUUAGAAAAGAAUUUGUAAUGGUUACUGAAUGAUUUUGAUCUAUAUUUUUUUCCAAUAUUGAUUGACUAGUAAAUUCUACUUGAAUGAGAAACUGUCAGUAUUGCUUUCCUGUAUUUGGUAUAUUUCUAUGUCUUAUCAGAAAUAGUUUUUUGUAAUUGUUAUUCAUAGUAAUAAUUUAAAAAAUUACAGACAUUUAAGAUUAUAAUAUACUUUUUAGAAAAUUCUCUAAUUUAUAAAUUUUUAUGUAAAAUGUUUUUUGAAUUGUCUGCAGUUUUCUUCUUUAGCUAUCUUACAUUUUGAACAAUAUAUUUAAAGAUUAAUUUAAAACGGUUUAGUUAUUUUUCAGAUAAAUGUUAUAUAAGGGUAAAAAAUCCACUCUGUAUCAAUGGUAACAAUCAAUUUCUCAAGAUGAAAUUGAGUAUAUCUAGAGCUUUUAUUUAAUUUUAGUUAUUUUCAUCUAAUUAAUCAGAGUUGCAUUUAAACAAAUAUAAUAUCAGUCUUCCUUUUUAACAUCAAUAUAAUUUUAAAAUAUCUACAUCAAAUUCAUUUUAUUGAUUUAAUAUUAGCAUUCAUCUUGGAUUUAUUUUCUUUCUUAGUUUUGUUUAAUAUCUACAUAUAUUCUGUUUUGAACUGUCAAAAUUGCUUAGAAUGACUUAGAAUGCAACAAAUAUACUUGUAUUUAUUCAUUGCUGCAAAUUUUGGUUUUAUGAGUAUCACAAUAAGGUAAAGAAUUAUUAGUAGCAGUAAAUUUUAUAUGUUUAGAUAUCAAACAAACAAAUAUUUAAAUAAUUUAUGCUGAGUAUACGCAUGAAUAUUUUACUGAAAUGAAUCAAUUGUAACAGCAUAAUAUAAUAUCAUACUGAAUAAUUGCAUAUUUAAUUAUUAAACUUGGUUCUUACUGUAUACAAAAAUUCUAUGGCAUUAUUAUAAGCAAUAUUGUAGAAUAAACAAUAAAUUGUGGAAAAUGUACAUUCAAUAUAGUUUUUCUAUUAUUUUAUACUGCUUCCAUUUUCUGUGUCUAUAAUGAUAUAAUAAUAAUUAUAAAAUUCUUUUGCUAUUUGCAAUUUCAGUAUCUGUUGUAAUAAGAACUGUUGUAGAUGCAUUAAUAAGAACUGUAAUUCUCAUAAUUCUCGUAAUUCUUUUUCUGUUAUUCUAUUCUAAUUAACAUAAAUAUUAUGUUAUUUGAAUCAAUUAAAUGCUAGAUUUUUCUGAAUUUUAAACAUUUUAAGAAUUAUAUCAUUAGAUUGUUACUGAUAUGUUUAGAACUUGUUUUCAAAUAACAAUUAUAAGUAUUGCUAGUAUAAUACUGUACUGUAUAUCUGAUCUUAGUCCAAAUGAAUUUUAUUAUAUGGUUAAAUCACCGAUAUAUGCAUCUUCAAAUUAUGUUUAAUAUAAGCAAAAUUUGUACUAUAUUAUAUUGUUACAUUAAAUUGAGUAUUUGUCAAAUAUUUUAAUUUAAUUUAUUUUUGUAUAUUUAUUAAAAUUUUUGUAUGGUAAGGUUCCUAAAAUAAUGAUUGAUAAAUAAACCAAAAGGUUUUCUUUGCAGAAGAUGUAUAUUAUGUUCUAAAUCUGUAUCUAUAAUAUUAAGAUAUAGUCUAUUUGUUAUGUUAUUUCAAAUCUCUUAGGCCAAUAUUUGCAAAGUAGAAUGCAAAUCUCAUCUGGAAAAAAAUCAGUGUUUAGUGAGUGAGAAAACCUCUUAUGUUUGUUUAAUAAUUUACAGAUAUUUUGGAUACUCGUAUUUAAUUAUUAAUUAAUGACAACUAUAGAAAUUAAAAAAUUAAAGCUAAUUAUAGGAAGAUAAAACUGGAAUUGUAGAAUAUAGAUGAAAGAAAUUGAAAUUUUUAAAAAUAUUUUGUAAUAUAAAAUGUGAUUGCUAUCCAUUAUUAUUAUGUAAUGAU
Messenger RNA from Centruroides sculpturatus (bark scorpion), 4250 nucleotides. RefSeq names its product DNA-directed RNA polymerase III subunit RPC4-like. Gene Ontology annotation, biological process: transcription by RNA polymerase III. Gene Ontology annotation, cellular component: RNA polymerase III complex. NCBI's taxonomy places the organism in Eukaryota, Metazoa, Arthropoda, Arachnida, Scorpiones, Buthidae. The record is from RefSeq and is a predicted model, not a curated record. Gene Ontology annotation, molecular function: DNA binding. The coding region runs from base 119 to 1240 and encodes 373 amino acids. The transcript is spliced from 9 exons.